AUGGCUCCUCAGAUUGUUGACGCCCCUCCUACCACCAUCGACCUGGAAACGGGCCACGAGAGUGAGAACAAGAAGAACACUGGCCCGGACGAGAUCUCCGCCAUCGACGAGAAGAAGGACGAUCAGAUUCCAGCCUACCAGCAGGAUGCCUUUGGUAACGAGGAGUUUGCCGAAGUCAAAUACAAGGUCUUGAAGUGGUGGCAAUGUGGGUUACUCAUGGUCGCCGAAACCGUCUCUCUAGGUGUCCUCUCGCUACCCAAGGCCGUCGCAGGUCUAGGUCUAGUCCCCGCUAUCAUCAUCCUCAUCGGGCUAGGUAUCAUAGCAACAUAUACGGGUUAUGUCAUCGGUCAGUUCAAGUGGAAGUAUCCGCACAUCACCAACAUGGCGGAUGCGGGUGAGGUCUUGAUGGGGCGGUUUGGGCGUGAGUUGCUGGGGAUUGGACAAAUGCUGUUCCUGGUUUUUAUCAUGGCGAGCCACAUUCUCACGUUUACGGUGGCUAUGAAUACGAUCACCAACAAUGGGACUUGCUCGAUUGUGUUUGGGGUUGUGGGGACGAUCAUUUCAUUUAUUUGCUCGCUGCCUAGGACGUUGGAGAAGAUGUCGUGGCUUUCGCUUGUUUCGUUUAUCAGUAUCCUUUCUGCGGUGAUGAUCACCAUGAUUGCGGUUGGUGUCCAAGAUAAUGGAGCCGCUGUUGAGGCUACUGUGAAGACCAACCUUUUCCACGGCUUCACUGCAGUGACCAACAUUGUCUUUGCUUUCUCCGGACACGCCGCCUUCUUCGGCCUCAUGGCUGAACUCAAGGAUCCUCGCGACUACCCCAAGGCCCUUUGCUUGCUCCAGGGUAUCGAUAUCUCACUGUAUAUCAUCGCUGCCAUUGUCAUUUACCGCUACACCGGCGCCGAAGUCGCAUCUCCCGCCCUUGGAUCAGCUGGUACUCUAGUUUCCAAGAUUGCCUACGGAAUCGCGCUGCCAACUAUUAUUAUCGCUGGUGUCAUCAACGGUCACGUCGCUUUCAAGUACGUCUACAUUCGGCUCUUCCGCGGCACGGACCGCAUGCACAAGCGUGACUUAAUCGCCGUUGGCACCUGGAUUGGUAUCGGCCUGGCCCUCUGGAUUAUUGCCUGGAUCAUUGCCUCUGCCAUUCCAGUGUUCAGCAAUCUCCUGAGCUUGAUUACUGCAUUGUUCGCAAGUUGGUUUACCUAUGGCCUGAGCGGGAUCUUCUGGCUGCAUAUGAACAGGGGCUUGUACUUCUCCUCCCCAAGAAAGAUCGCUCUGACACUUCUCAAUGUCAUUGUCGUCGGCAUUGGCGCGAUCCUGUGUGGCCUCGGCCUCUACGUCUCCGGAAAAGCCAUCCACGAUAAUCCCAGCAGCGCGAGUUUCUCGUGUGCUGCAAGCAACUAA
Messenger RNA from Aspergillus ruber CBS 135680, 1401 nucleotides. Its product is annotated as neutral amino acid permease. The coding region runs from base 1 to 1401 and encodes 466 amino acids. Gene Ontology annotation, cellular component: vacuolar membrane. Gene Ontology annotation, molecular function: amino acid transmembrane transporter activity. The record is from RefSeq and is a predicted model, not a curated record. Gene Ontology annotation, biological process: amino acid transmembrane transport. The transcript has 7 exons. NCBI's taxonomy places the organism in Eukaryota, Fungi, Ascomycota, Eurotiomycetes, Eurotiales, Aspergillaceae.